Molecule: messenger RNA, 1788 nt
Organism: Tripterygium wilfordii
Lineage: Eukaryota; Viridiplantae; Streptophyta; Magnoliopsida; Celastrales; Celastraceae
Product: probable terpene synthase 6
Exons: 5
Coding region: 1-1788 (595 amino acids)
Biological process (GO): diterpenoid biosynthetic process
Molecular function (GO): magnesium ion binding; terpene synthase activity
Source: RefSeq, a predicted model, not a curated record
AUGGCAUCAAAAUCCCUGCCAGUGGAGGCCAUGCGCCCCUUGGUUAAUUUUCCCCCAUCGCCGUGGAGUGCUGAAUAUUUGGCCUCCUUAUGCCCAAGCGAUUCAGUACCUAUUUAUUCUUUUCUUCUUAUUUUCCAUCACACGUCCAUGUUCAUGCUUUUCUUUCUUACAGCUUUGCGUAAGAACUCAGAUUCUAACAAUAUAUAUGGUCGACGAUGGUUAUUGCAGGAACUCAGAUUGUAUACAAAACGAGUCGAUGAGCUAAAAUCACGAGUUAAAGCUAUGCUAAUGGAUUCCACAUAUGAUGCAGUGGGGAAAGUAAAAUUGAUUGACUUGCUAUGUCGCCUUGGCCUAUCAUAUCACUUUGAAAAUGAGAUUGAAGAUCAACUAGCUCAAAGUUUCAAUUCAGAAGCCAUUGAUGUUGGUGAAAAACAUGACUAUGACCUGUACACUGUUGCACUUCUUUUCCGGGUGUUCAGACAACAUGGUUACAAAAUGUCUUGUGAGGUGUUCAACAAAUUCAAGGGCGAUGACGGUGAGCUUAAGAGGACACUAUCUAGCGAUGUGAAAGGCAUGCUGAGCCUCUACGAAGCUGCUUAUUUAAGAGUGCAUGGAGAGGAUAUAUUAGAUGAAGGUCUUGAUUACACAAUCACCAAUCUCAAGUUUAUGAAAAGCCAAAGUGGGCCUCACCUUGCAAAACAUAUAGCUUAUGCCUUGCAACAACCUUUUCACAUGGGUGUACGAAGGUUAGAGUCGAUGAAAUACAUUUCUUUCUACGAAGAAGACGACUCUCAUAACGAAAUGCUGAUCAAGCUUGCGAAAUUGGAUUUUAAUCGCGUGCAAUUGUUGCACCAACAAGAGCUUGUCGAGGUUGCAAGGUGGUACAAGGAUGCGCAAAUUGAGUCUGAAUAUUCUUACGCAAGACAAAGAAUUGCCGAAUGCUACUUGUGGGCUAUGGGGGCUAGUUUUGAGCCACAAUAUGCACGUAUUCGAACAUCUACUGCAAAAGUAAUACUCACCCUUUCAAUCGUAGACGAUACAUAUGAUGCAUAUGGUACAAUUGGUGAACUUGAACAAUUUACAAAUGCAAUUCAAAAAUGGAACACAAGUGCUAUUCAUCAACUGCCAGAUUAUAUGAAGUCUCUUUAUAAGAUUAUCUUGGAUGUUUACGAUGAACUUGAGAAUAACUUGCAAUCGAAAGAGAGAUCGUAUUGGGUCUCUUAUGCCAAGGAUACGGUGAAACAAUUAGUGAAAGCUUACUAUGUUGAAGCUGAGUGGUGCAACAAAAACUAUGUUCCAUCGUUUGAAGAGUACAUAGAAAAUGCAUUAAUCUCAAGUGGCUACCGUGCCGUUUCGGUUUUAUGUUUUGUUGGGAUGGAAGAAUUUGCAGGGAUGGAGGCAUUUGAAUGGUUUAAAAGCUAUCCAAAGAUUGAUCGAGCAACGCGUAGAAUGUGUCGUCUCAUGGACGACAUAGUGUCAACCAAGGACGAGAAAAAAAGGAGCCAACAUGUUUCCACAAGUAUUGAGUGCUACAUGAAGCAAUACAAGAUUUUAUCGGAGGAGGAAGCAAUCAAAAGUCUUAAGAAGAAGAUUAAUGAUUCGUGGAAGGAUAUAAACGAGGAAUGUAUGGGACCAACUGCCUUAUCGAGGCCUCUAUUAGUCCCAUUCCUUAACCUUGCUCGAGUAAUGGAUGUUUUUUACAAGCAUAAAGAUGGGUACACAGAUUGUGAGAAUUUGAAAGAUUACAUCAAGUCAUUAUUCAUUGAGGGCAUUCCAAUUGAAGACUAG